GACCAUUGUCUUGAACGACCCAAAGAAGAGGAAUGCACUGUCACUCGAGAUGCUGAAAUCUCUCCAGAAUGAUAUUCGUCAUGAAGCUGACAGCAAAGAUCUGAAAGUCAUCAUCAUUUCAGCUGAGGGCCCUGUGUUUUCUUCUGGACAUGACUUAAAGGAACUGACAGAAGAGCGAGGUCGUGAUUACCACACUGAAGUAUUUCAGACGUGUUCCGAGGUCAUGAUGCUGAUCCGGAACCACCCUGUCCCCGUCAUUGCCAUGGUCAAUGGCUUGGCCACAGCUGCGGGCUGCCAGCUGGUUGCCAGCUGUGACAUCGCCGUGGCAAGCGACAAGUCCUCCUUUGCCACUCCUGGAGUGAACAUUGGGCUCUUCUGCUCCACGCCUGGCGUGGCCCUGGGGAGAGCGGUGCCCCGAAAGGUUGCCCUGGAGAUGCUUUUCACUGGAGAGCCCAUUUCGGCCCAGGAGGCCGUGCUCCAUGGGCUGCUCAGCAAAGUAGUGCCAGAGGAGCAGCUGGAAGAGGAGACCAUGAAAAUAGCAAAGAAGAUCGCCUCCGUAAGCCGCCCCGUGCUUUCUCUGGGCAAGGCCGCCUUCUACAAGCAGAUGUCCCAGGACCUUAGAGCAGCCUACAGCCUCACCUCCCAGGUCAUGGUGGACAACCUGGCACUGCAGGACGGGCAGGAGGGAAUCAAGGCCUUCAUACAGAAGAGAAAACCCACCUGGUCACAGUAGCAGCAGUCACAGAGGAAGGGAGGAGGACUGUGCCGGUAGGGGAGGGAGAGACACUCAGAAAGCACCCUCAGGCCUCACCGCUGACCGCACCGCACCACUGCUGCCCCCAGAUUGUAAAGAGACAGCGUGUUUUCAGAAGUCACAUCGUGGGCUGCAUUAAUGCGUGAUUCCGGGGGAAGGACGAGGACAGUGAAGCGCUAAUUCAGCGGCGGCUCUGGGAGCACCCGUGAUGGGCCAGCUGUGGCAGAAAGCCAGGCAUCUGACUUACUCCACAGCACCUCAAGUGAGGGGCCCCUGUGUAGAAGGAGGUGAUCAGGUGAGGUACGAGGAAAAGGCCUCAGCCUGGCUCUUACCAGCAGUGUCCUCUAAGGCAGAGUCCGUUCUCAUAGCUCAUGACAGAUGAAAUAUUUCAAAUCUCUGGGAGAUGUUCACACUGAAAAUGUUGAUUCUAUCUGGAAAUAAUCAUGCCUGUGGCUUUGGAAUAAUCUUACGUGAUUUAAAUAAAUGAAAUAUGCAUAGA
Chinchilla lanigera (long-tailed chinchilla) is the source of this 1253-nucleotide messenger RNA. RefSeq names its product enoyl CoA hydratase domain containing 3 (gene Echdc3). The record is from RefSeq and is a predicted model, not a curated record. Gene Ontology annotation, cellular component: mitochondrion. Gene Ontology annotation, molecular function: hydro-lyase activity. Lineage: Eukaryota; Metazoa; Chordata; Mammalia; Rodentia; Chinchillidae.